GAAAGAAAGAGAGAGAGAGAGAGAGAGAGAGAGAGAGAGAGAGAGAGAGAGACUGUCUUGUUGCUUCCGGCUUCAAACACACAGACAAACAGCGCUUUACUACGAGCAGAGAAGUGUCGAGCAACACGCAUGACAACAGAAACCUCCCCUAAAACUAUUUAUCCUGAGAGCAAACUGUGACAGGAUUUCUUUGGUCGGUCCGAAAUGCUUUGAAGUUUUCCUGAAAUAAUCAAAAAGAGAAAGAAGAACCUGCUCGUGGAAGAGAAAGACAUUUUGAAAAUCUUCUUCUGUGGAGGAGGAGGAUUUUGGUGAGAAUGUGAAGAAGCUAAAACGAACCGGCGGCAGCGUCGAACAAGUUCGUUUAUGGAAGAAAACAAAAACACACAAGAGGAGUCGAGAAGUUAUUUCGAUGCACAAGGAGCCGUAACUCUGUGUGUUUUGUGAGCGUUUCGAGUGUCAGACAGAGAAGUAUCCUCGGGUUAAUGUUGUUGGUGUCUGGCUGUAAUAUUACUGAGACCACUAAUAGUGUCCCGGAGAAGCCGUGGAGGGGACGGGACCGCGCUGAGGGGUGGGUGCAGAUUUUUUUGCAGUGUGGAGCUACUGUUACUGACUGAAUGCAGAGGAAACACUGAGAGCUGUUCUCCGGACCUCCCUGCAGCUUCAGGGGAGAUUGUCAGAUGUGUACCCAGCACUCAAAGCCCCUGGCCUGGCCGCGGGGAUGGCAGCCUCUGCCCUGAACCUGAACAGCCUCGGAGUCAUGAACAGCAGUAAUCAGUUUCACACUCAGUCAGGCUCCUCUAGUACCACCUCCCGAGCUAGAACCAGCCCAGUCGCCCGACCUGUGCUGCCGGUUCCAGAUCGAAGCACCUACUGCCAGUUACUGGGUGGGGGAGCGUUGGGUGGAGGUCUUUACAGCCCAACCAGUCCUAAGACGAGCCCCCGAUCCCUUGGUCGAACCUUUGUCUUCCCCCCUUCAUCCUCGCUCUGUACCAGCCCCACCCCUCGUGCCCGUUCCCCCUCCCCGCGAAGCCCGGAGCUUCUAGGAGUCAAUGUGGGCCAGCGAGUCCGACGCCUGAGCUCACCCGGCGGUGAAGAGAGAGGGGAAGGAGACGGUCAGGAGGAGAGGGGAGGAGAGACGGGAGGGGGAGAGAGGAGAGAGGAGAGGAGACGCCAGGCACAGCUGCUGCAAAUUCACAGAGAGCUGCAGAACGUUGAGGUCAGGGGAAAAGUGGGCAUUUUUGAGGCCCACAUUUCCGGGAUUCGUGCCCAGGUGCUUAACAGUGAGCUCCAGCGCAGCCCUCGAUCUCCAAGACGAUCAACUAGCCAAACACCCUCCCAUCCCAGCCAAGGAAACACAGCUAUUAAAUGCCCAAUGACCCACCCACAAGAGAGUCAAGUUCUCUCUGUUGUCCAAAACGGGAGAGAAAUGGGGGAAGAAAUAACAGCAGGAGAGAGGAGAGGAGGAGCAACGAACGAAGGCGAGAGGGAUAGCAGUGCUACUAAAAUGAACACAGAGAAUAAGACACUGAUUGGUCAAAAUGGCCGCCAUUCGGAAACAACAAUGCAGACCCCCUGUUUAGAUGGGCUGUUAGUUGUUCAGGGUUCCCUUGGGGCAUUAAACCCAGAUGCAACAACAUACAGAGAGAAAAAAGAUGGAGAAAGACUGAGAGUAAAGGAGGUAGAAAACAAAGAAAUGCUGGAGGAAUGGACAGAGAGAGAAGUGAGAGAUGAGAAAGAGGACCAGUUGUGUCCUGAGAUGCUGCUCCAUACAGAGGCAAACAGGUUGGAGGUUAACCCAGAAACCCCUGCUUUUUGUUGGGCACAAAGCAGCGAGAGCUCCCCUUGUUUGCUGGACAUCACCGAUCACACAUCCAACCACUCUCCCUCCAUCCCUCCCUCCAUCCCUGCAGUCAUAAUAACUGACCACGGAUUGGAAAGCCAGCCUCAAACUUCAGAAGGCCCCAGCUCAGACCAGGGACUAUGCUAUACCUCUAGCCCUAGUUCUAGCCCUGUCCCUGGGACAAAUCCGUCCACACGCUCCCUCAGGAAGCUGUCGUCCUCCUCCACGUCCUCGGCUGGUUUCUCCUCAUCUUGGGAAGAGUCUGAAGAGGAUAUUUCCAGUGAUACGGAGAAAGGGGAGCAGCUUCUCAACCCUGCGCUUCUCAGUUCUCAACAGAAAGCACACAAGUCUUGGAAGAAGAUCAAGAACAUGGUCCACUGGUCUCCGUUUGUGAUGUCCUUCAAGAAGAAAUAUCCCUGGAUACAACUGGCUGGGCACGCAGGGAGCUUCAAGGCGGGAGCCAACGGACGCAUUUUAAAAAAACACUGUGAAUGUGAGCAGCGCUGCUUGUCCCUCUUGAUGAGGGAUGUGCUGCGCCCGUAUGUGCCUGGUUACCACGGAGACGUAGAGAAGGACGGCCAGAAAUACAACCAGAUGGAGGAUCUGCUGGCUGAGUUCGACUUUCCGUGUGUGAUGGACUGUAAAAUGGGAGUAAGGACCUACCUUGAGGAAGAGCUGACCAAGGCUCGGAAGAAGCCUUCACCGAGGCCUGACAUGUAUCAGAAAAUGAUUGAGGUCGAUCCUCAGGCACCUACAUUAGAGGAAAACGACCAGAAAGCAGUGACCAAACCCAGAUACAUGCAGUGGAGAGAAACCAUAAGCUCAACAGCCACCUUGGGAUUUCGGAUAGAGGGAGUCAAGAAGGAAGACGGGACAGUGAACAGAGAUUUUAAGAAGACGAAGACGAGAGAGCAAGUUACUGCGGCCUUUCACGACUUUGUCAAAGGAAAUAAGGACAUACUGAACGGUUAUCUAACCAGGCUGAAGGAAAUCAGAGACACUCUGGAGAUCUCCCCAUUCUUCAAAACCCACGAGGUGAUUGGCAGCUCCUUGUUAUUUGUUCAUGACGGCAAGGGACGGGCCAAAGUCUGGAUGAUUGACUUUGGGAAAACCACGCCUCUUCCUGACGGGGAGGAACUAACCCACAGAGAGUCGUGGGUAGAGGGCAACAGAGAAGAUGGCUAUCUUUGUGGACUUGAUAGUUUGGUGGGCAUCAUUUCAUCCAUGGUGAACUCUGAGACUUGAAGUCUGAAGUGA
Messenger RNA from Seriola aureovittata, 3097 nucleotides. It is a transcript of the gene itpkb, whose product is annotated as inositol-trisphosphate 3-kinase B. The transcript has 12 exons. Gene Ontology annotation, molecular function: inositol tetrakisphosphate kinase activity; inositol-1,4,5-trisphosphate 3-kinase activity. The record is from RefSeq and is a predicted model, not a curated record. Lineage: Eukaryota; Metazoa; Chordata; Actinopteri; Carangiformes; Carangidae. Gene Ontology annotation, biological process: inositol phosphate biosynthetic process. The coding region runs from base 719 to 3085 and encodes 788 amino acids. Gene Ontology annotation, cellular component: cytoplasm; nucleus.